Messenger RNA from Stylonychia lemnae, 1461 nucleotides. The record is from the annotation of a GenBank genome assembly. NCBI's taxonomy places the organism in Eukaryota, Ciliophora, Spirotrichea, Sporadotrichida, Oxytrichidae.
AUGGAAUAAACUGCUGAUAGUACGCAGAGUUAGUAUUCGUAUAAUGCUCAGAGGGAUGAUGACGCUGAACUAGACUAGAACAAUGAGCAAGAUCCCCAAUUUAUAGGCACUGACACUUACUAAGAAUAGCCAGACUAGCCAAUAACUCAGACUGAUCCAAUAGAAAUUGCGAAGGUAGAGGAACCUGAUGACUAGGAAUUAAAUGAUAACCCUUACAUAAUGAGCAGGUCUAUCCCAGUAGGACCAUACUCAUUUGUUGAUUUCAGACAGCCUUAUGAGCAGAAAUCACCACCUCCCAAGUACUUUUCAGACGAAUUAUUGCUCACACCACUUCCCACAAAGAAAGAUGAAAUAUUACGAGGAUUAGAGGAAUAAAAGCACGGUGGCCUCGUCUGCACUGAUUAGGAAGCAAUGGAUAGGUAGAGAGGUGUCCUCAUGAAUGUAGUAAAGCAGCUUACUGUAAAUCUAUUCAAGGGUUUGACGAUUACUCAUAUUUCCCUGCCCAUCAAGAUAUUCGAGCCGAGAUCAUCAAUCUAAAGAAUAGUUGAUAUGUGGUCUUUCGGACCCAAAUUCCUCAGACAAGCUGCUGAUACCACCGAUCAUCUUGAGAGAUUCAGACAGGUCAUUGCAUUCGCAAUGAGUGGGCUAUAUAUUUGCAGUUCUCAAUAUAAACCAUUUAACCCGAUUCUUGGUGAAACUCUAUAAGGUGAAUUCAAUGAUGGUACUUAAAUAUAUUGCGAACACACAUCGCAUCAUCCACCCAUCACAAAUUUCCACAUGCAACCUUAGGACAAGAGCUUUAAUUUCUAUGGUUAUUACGAAUUCACAGCAAAUAUGGGAGCAAAUUCACUUAAAUCCGGACUAAGAGGUCCAAACAAUAUAGUAUUCGCAGACGGGUAGCACAUUAGAUUUAGAACCCCAGAUUUCUUAUUAGGAGGAACCGUUAUGGGAGAUAGAACUAUUGAAGCUGCUGGGAAUGUAUUCUUUGAAGACCUUACAAACAAUUACAAGGCAGUAGUAAUUUUGAGUACUUAUAAAAAGUCAGGGUUCUUUAAAAAAUCUGAGUCAGGCAAAAGAGACUAGUUUACUGGCAUUAUUUAUCAUUGUAAACCAAUCGAAGACCCUGUGAAGUCAGCGAAAAAGCUAUACUCAAAACACGCCAUAGAAAUAAGCGAUCUGAAUAAAAUAAAAGACAUGGUAAAGCCAAUUGGUGAUAUCAAUGGAUCUUUCCUAUAUAAUAUGACUAUUUGUGGUAAAAAGUACUGGGAUAUCGACACUGAUGUUCCAGAGAGAUUCAAGCCUGUAUUAAGAUAUGUUGCCCCAUCUGAUUGGAGAUAUAGAGAGGAUCUAAUCUGGCUAAAAUACAAUUAUAUGAAAAUCGCAGCCUAGUGGAAAGUUAGGAUGGAGGAGCAGCAAAGGCAUGAUAGAAGACUCAGACAGAAGCAAAAGGAUAAGAAAUGA